GACCGUCUCUCCCUUUCUCUCGCCAGCCUGAAGAAUUUACUGAGAGUCUGCACAAUUUUAAGAAAAAGGCUUUUAAAAAAUCCAAAGCCUGCGGAGUUUGCAAAGCGCUCAUCGACGGCCAGGGGCUUUCGUGCCGAGCCUGCAAGUUCUCCUGCCACAAGAAAUGUGAGGCUCAGGUGGUGACCCCCUGUGGUGUGCCAGCCCCCCAGGAGCAGACACCUGCUAGCUCCGUGCCGCCGGGUCCCGUCUGCUGUGAGAAGCCCGCGCGGCCCGUGGCUCUGAGCUCCGCCAUGGCGGACGGCCACCAGCUGGACCUCACCUACAUCACAGAGCGCAUCAUCGCCUUGUCCUUCCCUGCGGGCUGCUCCGAGGAGUCCUACCUGCAUAGCCUGCAGGAGGUCACACGCAUGCUCAAGUCCAAGCACGGGGACAACUACCUGGUAUUGAACCUGUCAGAGAAGAGAUUUGACCUUGCGAAGCUUAACCCAAAGAUCAUGGAUGUGGGCUGGCCAGAGCUGCACGCUCCGCCGCUGGACAAGAUGUGCACGAUUUGCAAGGCGCAGGAGUCCUGGCUGAACAGCGACCCACAGCACGUGGUGGUCAUCCACUGCAGGGGCGGGAAAGGUCGCAUUGGAGUGGUCGUCUCGUCCUACAUGCACUUCACCAACGUCUCAGCCAGUGCGGACCAGGCCCUGGACAGGUUCGCGAUGAAGAAGUUUUAUGAUGACAAAGUCUCAGCGUUGAUGCAGCCAUCCCAGAAAUGGUACGUGCAGUUCCUCGGUGGCCUGCUGCUGGGCUCUGUGAAGAUGAGCGGUGCGCCCCUCUUCCUGCACAGCGUCGUGCUGCACGGUACCCCGAACUUCGACACCGGUGGAGCCUGCCGGCCCUUCUUGAAGGUCUACCAGGCCAUGCAGCCGGUGUACACGUCGGGGAUCUACAACAUCGGCCCCGACAGCCCGAGCAGGAUCUGCAUUGCCAUAGAGCCAGCCCAGCUGCUGAAGGGGGACGUCAUGGUGAAAUGCUACCACAAGAAGUACCGCUCGGCCACACGCGAUGUCAUCUUCCGCCUGCAGUUCCACACUGGCGCGGUGCAGGGCCACUCGCUGGUGCUGGGGAAGGAGGAACUGGACGGUGCCUGCAGUGAUGAUCGCUUCCCUGACUCUGGGAAGGUGGAGUUGGUGUUCUCAGCCACGCCAGACAAGAUCCCAGGCUCCGAGCACCUGCACAAUGACCGCAGCGUCAUCGUGGACUUCAACACUGCGGACCCGCUGAUCCGCUGGGAUUCCUAUGAGAACCUGAGCACGGAUGGUGAAGUGUUGCACACUCAAGGGCCAGUAGACGGCAGCCUCUAUGCCAAGGUGAGGAAGAAGAGCUCCUCUGACCCCUGUAGUCCUCAAGCCCUGCCGGCCACCGGCAGUCCGGACCACAGUGACCACACCCUGUCAGUCAGCAGCGACUCGGGCCACUCCACUGCCUCGGCCAGGACAGAUAAGACAGAGGAGCGGCUGGCUGUGGGGCUGCCCAGGGGCUUGAGCCCACAGGAGAAGGCGGAGUUGGACCAGCUGCUCAGCGGCUUCGGCCUGGAGGAUACAGGCAAUAGCUUCAAGGACAUGGCGGAUGCACGUGGCAAGCUUGGGGGCACGCGUCAUGUGGUGCCUGCGCAGGUGCACGUGAAUGGGGAAGCCGCCCCAAAGGACCGCGAGACGGACAUCCUGGACGACGAGAUGCCGCAGCAGGACCUGCACAGCGCGGGCAGCCUGGGCACCCUGUCCUCGUCGGAGGGGCCGCCGUCGGCCCACCCGGGAGCCUUCCCCUACCACCAGAGCAGCCAGCACUCCCUGCUGUCUGAUGGCUUUGGCUGUCCUGGGGAGGAUGUGCCUGGCACGCUUGCACCCAACCUGGACGUCUAUGAGCGGGAGCGGACGUUGGGCAGUGGCCGGGAGACCAAGCCGCUGCAGGCUGUGCUGAGGAAGCCGUCGGUGCCCACCCCUGCACCAGCCUACGGCCAGAGCGGCUACCCGACCCAGAGCUGGGUGCGGCAGCAGCAGAUGGUGGCUGCCCACCAGUAUGGCUUUGCGCCUGACGGGGCUGCCAGGCUGGGUGGCCAUGGCUCUGUUGAUGGUUCUGGCCUUGUGCAGACCCCACCCCGGCUUCCGGUCAUGCCUGCUCGAGGAGCCAGCAGCAGGGUGGCUGUGCAGAGGGGCAUUGGCCAUGGGGCAGAUGCCCCCGACACCCAGCAGCCCUGCCCUGCCAGAGCCUUCCAGCCCAGGUUCAUGGAUGAGAAGAUGGUGAAUGGGGCCAGCGAGGAGCCUGCUGCGGGCCCCACACCUGGCUCCCCCACCCUGGAUAUCGACCAGUCCAUCGAGCAGCUGAACAGGCUGAUCCUGGAGCUGGACCCCACCUUUGAGCCCGUCCCCACCCAUAUGAACUCCUUGGGAGGCCCAGCCAAUGGCUCUGUGUGUCUGGACAGCACAGGAGGUGGACUUCGGGCCAGCAGCAGGCUCCCUGAGCCCUCGGCAAGCCCCAGCAGGAGCCCCUCCCGGCAUCCAGGCCACUCCGGUGAGCCCCUGGGCCCGAGACUCCGGAAGAUGAGUCUGGGACAGUACGACAAUGACGCAGGGAGCCAGCUGACCUUCUCCAAGUGUGGCUGGGCGAAGGCCGGCGUGGACUCAGCCCCGAGCCCGGCGCCUUUCCCCUCUCCGGGGGACAUCAAAGAGACGGUGAUCCCUGCGUACCCCCCAGACCUCGACGUGACGGAUGGCAGGAUGCUGAACAGCGUGGAGCCCGUGUGCUCCAUCCCAGCGUUUCCUGUGUCUCCAGAGACUCCCUGCGUGAGGACACCACCCUACUACCCUGCAUUCAGCCCAUCCGAGGCCCAGGGGAGCAGUCCAGCCAGUGCACGUGGACGCGACCCACGCGGCUGCUCUGAAGCCCCUAGCCACGCCCCGGGGAUGUCAGAGAGUCCCCUGGGACCCAGGCCAACAAUGCUGCAGGCCGACGCAGCCGGGCCACCCACCUUCACACAGACAUUCGCCUCUUCCUGCACCAUCUCCAGCAACGGCCCUGGCCAGCGCCGGGAGAGCCUGCCAUCCACAGAGCGCCAGUGGCUGGCGAGCAGCCCAAAGUCUACUCCAGCCCUGCGGGACGGCAGCCGGCCCUCCGGAGGUCUGCGUGGUGCCAGCGAGUUCUCGGGCCCGGGCAAGGACUCCCUGGGGCUGCCCUGCUUCCCUGGCCCGGACCUGCAGGCCUCUUUCCCUGGCCAUGAGCUGUCCCUGGCAGAGCCGCCUGGUGCUCUUUCUGCCCCACGCAGCCAGGCCUUCCUGGGCUUCAGCGCCACAGCCCCAGCUGGAGCUGGCCUUGCACCAGGCGGGGACAUGGGCUCCCUGAUGCCCAGUGCCCACGCUGCACCUCCAGCCCCCGGUGGUGCCCUGACUGCUCCGGCGGCCACCAACAGCAGCUUCCUGCCACAUACCUUCCUUGCUGCUGUGCCCGGACACAGCGGCCGCCUCAGCCCUGGCCCUCAGGUUCCAGGGACAACACUGCCAGGGCAGCCGCCCCUGCCGGAGAAGAAGCGGGCCUCGGAGGGGGACCGGUCCCUGGGCUCCGUGUCGCCCUCCUCCAGCGGCUUCUCCAGCCCGCACAGCGGCAGCACUGUCAGCAUCCCCUUCCCCAGUGUCCUGCCUGACUUCUCCCGGCCCCUGGAGACAGCCUCGCCCCUGCCAGAUAGUCCAAGUGACAAACUUGUGAUUGUCAAAUUUGUUCAGGACACUUCCAAGUUCUGGUACAAGCCUGAUAUUUCAAGAGACCAAGCCAUCACCAUGCUGAAAGACAAAGAGCCCGGGUCCUUCAUCGUGCGUGACAGUCACUCCUUCCGGGGAGCCUACGGCCUGGCCAUGAAGGUUGCUACCCCGCCUCCUUCCGUCCUGCAGCUGAACAAGAAAGGAGACUUGUCCAAUGAACUCGUCCGGCACUUUCUCAUCGAGUGCACCCCUAAGGGGGUCCGGUUGAAAGGUUGCUCCAACGAGCCUUAUUUCGGGAGCCUGACAGCCCUGGUGUGUCAGCACUCCAUCACGCCCUUGGCCCUGCCCUGCAAGCUACUCAUCCCGGAGAGAGAUCCCCUGGAGGAGAUAGCGGACAGUCCGGCCCAGACAGCGGCCAACUCCGCAGCCGAGCUGCUGAAGCAGGGUGCAGCCUGCAACGUGUGGUACCUGAACUCCGUGGAGAUGGAGUCCCUGACCGGGCACCAGGCGGUGCAGAAGGCACUGAGCGUGACCCUGGCGCAGGAGCCGCCGCCCGAGUCCACCGUGGUGCACUUCAAGGUGUCAGCCCAGGGCAUCACUCUGACGGACAAUCAGAGGAAGCUCUUCUUCCGGCGGCACUACCCCGUGAGCAGCGUGAUUUUCUGUGCCUUGGACCCUCAGGACAGGAAGUGGACCAAAGAUGGCCCCUCCUGCAGAGUCUUUGGGUUUGUGGCUCGCAAGCAGGGCAGUGGCACGGACAACGUGUGCCACCUGUUCGCGGAGCACGAUCCCGAGCAGCCUGCCAGUGCCAUCGUCAACUUCGUGUCCAAGGUCAUGAUCGGCUCCCCCAGGAAGCUGUGAGCGCUGUCGGCCCGGCACGGAGGCGGCCACAGGGGACCUCGUGCCUCACGGCCAGGACCGCACACGGGGUCUGCCUGCCCCAAUCCCCAGGGGAAGGG
Molecule: messenger RNA, 4699 nt
Organism: Octodon degus (degu)
Lineage: Eukaryota; Metazoa; Chordata; Mammalia; Rodentia; Octodontidae
Gene: Tns3
Product: tensin 3
Exons: 30
Coding region: 291-4601 (1436 amino acids)
Biological process (GO): dephosphorylation
Molecular function (GO): phosphatase activity; protein binding
Source: RefSeq, a predicted model, not a curated record